Lates calcarifer (barramundi perch) is the source of this 2267-nucleotide messenger RNA. RefSeq lists its product as uncharacterized. The record is from RefSeq and is a predicted model, not a curated record. NCBI's taxonomy places the organism in Eukaryota, Metazoa, Chordata, Actinopteri, Centropomidae.
UGUCUUUUAUGUUGUUUGUUAAACAGCAUAUUUAAAUCAGAAUUUCAUGGGCAACUUCUGCUUUGAAUCUGUGCUCAUGUUCACAAAUUUUUUUCAGGUAAAUGGUUACACUAACACAAAUACCUCUUUAAUUUCACAUAUUUGCAUUCUUUGCUAAAUUAAUUCAGUUACGGGUAGUCAGCGUUUUUCUUUUUAAUGGAUUCAAGUUAACUUUUCCACAUUUAACGUACUGUUUGUGCAGUGGUAACUGGGCUGUGUGCCUCUAAGGCUGUGGCUCCGUGUGAUAGUGUGUCUCUGUCAGUAGGUGGCGCCUCGGAGCGAGGAUCAGCUACAUCAAGCUCCUCCAAGCGGAGAAAUCCAUCACUGUAGGACUGGAUUCAGUAUCUGUUGGUGCCUCUUCUUCUUCUUGUCUAUUCCCUCACAUAAAUGCGGCGAUGGUGCAUGGACUCAGUCGACGCGUUUUAGUUUUUAAUUGCACGCAACACUAAUAUUUCUUUUUUCUGUGCAGAGAGUUUGAACGGGGAACCACUUUGAAAAAAAUAUGGACAAAGAGAGAAAAUCCUCUCAGCAGUACGGCGCUUUGGAGAAAACGCAAGUGGACGAAGCAACGGAGAAAUCAACUGAAGAUGUUGUAUCGAUGGCUGACUCCACAAUUACAGUCGAGGACAUUGAAGGAGAGCUGUUCAAAAUCGAGCGGAUACGAGACAUCCUCGUACGGAGAGAGUCAGAGCUCAGAUACAUGAUGGAUGACAUCCAGCUCUGCAAAGAAAUCACAAGGCUGAAGAAAGAGCUGCAAAAACUUGUCUCAAUUCCAGACAAAGACAAGUCCAAGGAGGACAGGGAGAGGGAAGAAGAUCUACUGCUGCAGCUCAACAAGCUGGUGGAGACCAGAGACUUCCUUGUGGAUGAUGUGGAGUUUGAAAGGCUGAGGGAGAGAGAGGAAGACAGAGAGAUGGGCUUCCUACAGACCAAAUUUCCAAAGGCAUUGGCUACAAAAGGUGCUUUGCAAGAUCAAAGAGUGGCAUCGAAAUCACAGCAGACAUCAACGCCAUUUAUCACUAAAACUGGACUUACAUUACUGAAAGACUGCUGUGGCUUUACAUGCUCUAUCAUGUAACACAGUGUCUAGGGGAAAACAGAGGACUCUAUCUGCCAAAAUGGAGAACUGGUGUAUUGUAUGUCUGGCCUACUAAGAAAGAUUAUCUGCAUUAAUCCUCAUAUGCUCAUAUGCAUAUGAUGUAAGGGAUGUGUAUUAUACUGUUUUAUGUGCUUUGCUACUGUGAAAUACUGUGCUUAUAUGUCUUGCUGUGCAGAAGCUGACCAGCUUAUGGAUAUACUAACAGUUUCUCUCCAGUUAAGUUAAUUAGAUAUUAUUAGUGCUGCUCUGACUAGUGCCAAUUAUCCAUUUAUGAUGUAUUAGACAGUGUAAGUGUAGACAUCCCUCAGGAAACAAACUACACUUGCUAAUCUCCCUAUGCCAUUUGCUGUUUUAACUGAGUAUUAUAAUGACAUUGUUAGGGCUGUAACUAGUGAGUAUUUUAAUUACUCAUUAAUCUGUUCUUUUAUUUUUUUAAUUUAUGUCAAUUUUUGAUUAAUUUAUUCAUUGUAUGGUGUCUAAAAUGUUCCCAAAGUUCCUAAGUGCAAAGAGCCAUCCUCCAAAAAUGAAAAUUAUUCAGUUUACAAUAUAAACCAAAUAAUAGCAGCAAAUUGUAACAUCUGUGAAUCUGGAGAAUGUAUUUUUUGUUGAUGAAUGACUUUAACAGCCAGUCAAUAAUUACAAUUAUUGUGGUGUAAUUGAAAUCAAUUAAUUGGCUAAUUUACCACUUGACAUCAUUAUUUCAGCUUUUACAUAUGGGACAUGUAGAGUUACAGUCAGCCCUGAUAUAUGGUUCACUUAACACAAGCCUUAAAAGAGGAGAGAUGGAGCAUAUUGAAGAAACUUAAAAUGAUAAUUUUAUGACUAAAGUUAAAAGGCAUUGGUCAUUGUAAACAGAGUUGAAUCAAUGUGAUCCAGAGUUAUGCAGAGGGCUUUUCUUCUGCAAAUAUCAGUUACUCAGAAGUCCACAACAUAAACCAAAGUCUUUGUCUGAGCCAGAUAUAGUCAUUAACCCGUAGAGUCUGUUUAUGUAAAAAGUAUUUUCACAUUUAUGUUUGUUUGUUUGUUUGUUUUUAAAACCCACUCCAUUGUGUUAUGUAGUAUUUUGUGUGACUAUGACUGUAAACUUGUCAUCUUUGAAAUGCUGUUAUAAUAAAGACUUUUAAUGUUU